Messenger RNA from Oryzias melastigma (Indian medaka), 1838 nucleotides. RefSeq names its product pancreas associated transcription factor 1a (gene ptf1a). The transcript is spliced from 3 exons. Gene Ontology annotation, molecular function: RNA polymerase II transcription regulatory region sequence-specific DNA binding; DNA-binding transcription factor activity, RNA polymerase II-specific; protein dimerization activity. The record is from RefSeq and is a predicted model, not a curated record. NCBI's taxonomy places the organism in Eukaryota, Metazoa, Chordata, Actinopteri, Beloniformes, Adrianichthyidae. Gene Ontology annotation, biological process: developmental process; regulation of transcription by RNA polymerase II. The coding region runs from base 790 to 1596 and encodes 268 amino acids.
CUUAGAGGAAGGAUUUUUGGAACUUUUAAGGAAAAAGUGACAAAAUAAUCUGCUCCAAAUGUCAUCUGAAAAAAAGAAGCACAAAGAACCGCAACUUUGGCUUGUAUCAGCAGUGCAAGUUUCAUUUUCUGGGUAACAUUUGCUUAAUGUUUUAUUUGUAAAAGUCUCAUUGCAUCUUGUUUAUGGGAUUUCACUGGGUUUAUGAGCUUGUCUGCUCACUUUGUCAGGGGUUCAAAUCCAGGGGAAGGUAUGUUUGCUGUCAAAUAAACGUGUCUGCAAAAAUAAAUAAAUGUGAGAAUUGAAAAUGUGUUGUAAUAAAGCACUGUUUUUAAUCAUUUUUUUUUCUUUUUCAGGAAAAGUCCAGUAAUAAAUGAAGCAAAGGAACACGCUGAAAACUUAGGUUUUAAGGUCCUGCAGCUGUUUGCUGUAAGUUGUUUUUGGCGGACCGGUUCUGGACGGUGGUUUGGUUCCGGAGAUCCCGUCCUCUCAGGGAUGGGAUCUACGGUGCGCGGUGUUUUCUGGGCGGGAUUGGUGUCCCUGAUGGCCGCAGCUGUCAGCGCUCAGUUGAGAUGUCCUGACUGGGGCAGGGGGCGUGGCUGUCUGCCGAUUAUCCUGAGGUGCAACUGGCGGACCGAGAUGUGAUUGGCUGGCCAUGUGAGCAAACGGCACGCGACGACGGAUGUCGCUUUAAAGAACCCUCGCGUGCCCUCUCUUCAUCUAGAAGUUUGAGCUCGGAGCUCAGUGGACUGAAGCGCAGAAGAAGCGUCAACGGGAGCAGCGCGGACAGAUAUGGACUCAGUUCUGGACCCUUUCUCUGGUCUGGACUCCCUCUCAUCCCCUCCUUACUUUGACGAGGACGAAUUCUUCACCGACUCGUCCAGGGACGGACACUUGGACACCGACGACUUUCUGGAUGAAGACGUGGACUUCCUCAGCGCGCACCUCCAGGACUAUUACAAGGACGGAGCGGCUCAUCAUGAUGGAGACUAUGACGUGGGCAACCUGUCCUUCUCCUCCUCUUCAUCCACAUUCUCCUACGGCUGCGCUGACAACACCUCCGAGCUGUCCCCUCACGCGGGCCACCGCGGGGGCCCUUUGCUGCGUCGGAGGCGGCGGAUGAGGUCCGAGAUGGAGAUGCAGCAACUGAGGCAGGCGGCGAACGUGCGCGAGCGCCGGCGGAUGCAGUCCAUCAACGACGCGUUUGAGGGUCUGCGCUCCCACAUCCCCACGCUGCCCUACGAGAAGAGGCUGUCCAAGGUGGACACGCUGCGCCUCGCGAUCGGGUACAUAAACUUCCUGGCCGAGCUCGUGCAAUCCGACCUGCCCAUCAGGAACUCCAGCAGUGACGCGCACGCGCAACCCAAAAAAGUGAUCAUCUGCCACAGAGGAACAAGGUCUCCUUCUCCCAGCGACCCCGACUACGGACUCCCUCCACUAGCGGGACACUCUCUGUCCUGGUCCGAUGAAAAGCAGCUGCGAGAGCAGAACAUCAUCCGAACCGCCAAAGUCUGGACCCCCGAGGACCCGCGGAAGCUGCAGCACAGAGUGGGCCUCGCAGACAUCGAGAACGAACCUCCCUAUGGCCUGGUGGCUUGAACUCGUCCCACUCCGCGAGUGGUUCCGCUCAGCGUAAAAGUCAUGACGUCAUGGGGCAUUCACUCCUGUACAAAAGUUUUUAUCAUGUUGAUAAUUUUAUUUUUGUAAUUAAAGCAGCAGGCAAUCGUGUAUUUAUUUCCCACGGGUUAUAAUAUAUAGAUUAUUUUCUUAAUUUAAUUGUCACAAAAGAAAAUCUAUUUUUGUUAUUUUGCUGUAUCUGCAAAUAAAAUAUACAAAAAGAA